Molecule: messenger RNA, 306 nt
Organism: Paramecium octaurelia
Lineage: Eukaryota; Ciliophora; Oligohymenophorea; Peniculida; Parameciidae
Source: the annotation of a GenBank genome assembly
GUCGAUGCUGAAUGGGAACUCCAGUUUCUCAUUCAAAAUAGCCUAGUACACCUCGUAGGGAGUCUUGCCCUUAAAAGGCAACUCACCAGUUGAGAACUCAUACAGCAACACUCCGAAACUCCAAUAAUCCACGCUUUGAUUGUAACCUUAACCCUUUAUUGCCUCAGGGGCUAUAAAUCCUGGACUUCCACACAGAGUAGUGGUCUUUUAAGAUUGCUUAACCAAUUUACUCAAAUCGAAAUCCACCAAUUUCAGAUACCCAUUCUUCAUGAGCAACAGGUUUUCAGACUUCAAGUCUCUAUAAAU